This is a messenger RNA of Leptinotarsa decemlineata (Colorado potato beetle), 976 nucleotides long. Its product is annotated as M-phase inducer phosphatase-like. Gene Ontology annotation, biological process: positive regulation of G2/M transition of mitotic cell cycle; protein dephosphorylation; positive regulation of G2/MI transition of meiotic cell cycle. The record is from RefSeq and is a predicted model, not a curated record. Gene Ontology annotation, cellular component: nucleus; cytoplasm. NCBI's taxonomy places the organism in Eukaryota, Metazoa, Arthropoda, Insecta, Coleoptera, Chrysomelidae. Gene Ontology annotation, molecular function: protein tyrosine phosphatase activity.
AUGGAAUCCUUGAACAACCUGGUGAUUGAGAAUUCUGACAAGAAAAGCUCAUCACAUUCCAGAACCAAACCGAUAUUCAGUUCCAGCUUCUCAUGUUCGUUUGAAGAAGAUAACAUAGACAGACUAAUAUGCGACCUAGAGUUCUCUGAAACAGGGAGAACUAAGUCACCAGAAGGCUUCGAAAAUCUGAUUUCGAAACCUUUGAUCAGAAAUGCAGAAGAAGGACAGAUGGCAUCUCCUAAUGAAGCACGUAUCACUCCAUUAUUUCAUAGAGCCCUUUCUGUACAAGCUACUCCAACCAACAGCAGGGUAUGCACACGGUUGUUCGAAGGUGAUGCGAAGACAAGAUCAUCGAAGAAACAUACAUUUACCACAGGCGAACCUGAAAGGGACAUCAAACGUUCAAAACUCGUACACUAUGAAGUGAGUGAAGAAACUUUUAUUUCUCGUCCGGUAUCUCAUCUACAACAAGAUUCCACUCAAAAUGAGAAGAUCAUGAUGUGUGCCGUACAAAUAUCAUCUUCAGAACAAGAUAUGGUUGGUGACUUCAGUAGAAAUUGCAGUUUGCCGUUGAUUCAAGGUCGACAUCGUGAUCUCAAAGCGAUCUCUCCGCAAACCAUGGCCCAGCUCAUAAAGGGAUCAUUUAGAGAUGUUAUUGGUUCCUUCAAAAUUAUUGACUGCCGGUACCCGUAUGAGUUCGAAAGUGGACACAUCACUGGAGCUGUGAAUCUGUAUACCAGAGAGCAGUGCAUGCAGCUGCUAAAUAACAGUCAGAUCACUAUUGCACACUCUGGUAAAAGGGACAUUCUGCUCUUCCACUGUGAAUUUUCCAGUGAACGAGGACCUAAUCUGUACCGUUAUCUACGCAAAGAAGACCGGAAUAGGAACAAAGACAAUUAUCCAUCGCUGAAUUUCCCCGAGGUCUACCUGCUUGAAGGAGGUUACAAAAGUUUCUUCGAGCAAUACUCAGAAAUGU